UGACUGUCAAAAUUUAUAAUUUCCUUUUGGAAGAGAAACAGACUAUUAAGGAUUGUUGGGUAAUAGAUAUCGAGUUGGGUCUAGGCCUAGAUUUUUCCUCUCCUAGAACUUGGCUCUAGGCAUUUUUAAGGUUCUUUGUUGUUUCCGGGACUAACGAUUUCUUUCCGGUUAGCGGAUUUUAAACUCUGAGAUAAUCCAGGUCAGUCGGUCCUUUUAAAAAAUUUCGAUCUCUAUUAGUUUUGGGAUUGGAUAUUUUGUUUGGGAUGUAAAAAACCACAAAUCGUUUGGGAUCUUUGCGAACUUGUCCACCUUUCGAUUAAUUCUCACGGCUCUUCUAUAAUUAACUUUUUCCCAAUUGCUUUCCUUUUUUAUAAAUUUUACUUUUUUUCCAGUUGGCAAAACUUCCCUCAUCACCAGAUUUAUGUACGACAGUUUUGACAACACAUAUCAGGCGACAAUUGGCAUCGAUUUUCUCAGCAAAACAAUGUAUCUUGAAGACAGAACUGAGCGUUUUCGAUCUCUUAUUCCUUCCUAUAUUCGUGAUUCUACAGUUGCUGUUGUUGUCUAUGAUAUUACAAACGCCAACUCUUUCCAUCAAACUUCCAAAUGGAUUGACGAUGUUCGCACUGAACGCGGAAGUGACGUUAUUAUUAUGCUUGUUGGAAAUAAGACUGAUUUGACUGAAAAACGCCAAGUCUCCACAGAGGAAGGGGAACAGAAGGCUAAAGAGCUUAAUGUAAUGUUUAUUGAGACGUCGGCAAAGGCGGGUUAUAAUGUUAAACAUCUCUUUCGACGAAUAGCUAGUGCAUUGCCUGGAAUUGACGUUGAAAAACCUUCAGACGCCAAACAAGUUGUUGACAUUGGACCGAUUAAACCACGCCAAAUUGUUACGGAAGAAGGAUCUUGUUGGUGUUGAGAGACAACUUAAUAAUUUAAUUGACCUGUAUAAUUAAAAAAGGGCAGCAACAAAAAGAGGUUAAAAAAAAUUUUUUUUAGAAAAAAAUUCCAACUUUUAUUUUUUUUAAUACUCUAAAAAAUUGUUUUUUUCUAUUUUAAUUUAAAAAUUAUAUUUUUAAAAAUAGACCUAAAUAUUUAAAAAUAAUCUCCAGAAAAAAAAAUUAUUUUUUUACUAGAGGAUCUGGAUCCAGACCUUUAUUUUUUCUGGAUCCAAAGUCCAGAUCAAGACAUUUUUCAGUGUUCCUUGAUUUUUUCUUGACUCAAGGUUAAGAAUUUGGUCAAGGUACCCAACCGAAAUCAAGGAUCAAGGUCAGGGUUUUUCGAAAAUCUCGCUAUUUUUGACCUUAUUAAAAUUUGGGGAUAAUGGGAAUUUUUGAUUUUUUUGAAAUUUUCUGGGAAUUUUUCUGAAAAUAAAAUUUUUUUGUCUAUUCAAUUUUUUUUGGCCAUCAAAAAUUUUCCUGAAAAAAACUGUCUCUCUCUCAUAUCUACAUUAUUUUUGUUAUUACUAUAUUUUAUCAAAAAAAAGAAAAUCUUACUUCUGUUAUUAAUUUAUGUGUUCUAAAAUAUUUGUUUUUAUUGUGCAAGAAUUGGAGAGGGGGAAUAUACGGGGGGAAUUAAAAAAUUUUUUUUUGGAUAAAUUUUUUUGAAAAUUUUCGAAAAUUUGUGAGAACAUCUAAAAAUCCCCACAUACCUAUAUUUCCUCUGUAUGACUCUACUGAUUAA
Molecule: messenger RNA, 1680 nt
Organism: Meloidogyne enterolobii
Lineage: Eukaryota; Metazoa; Nematoda; Chromadorea; Rhabditida; Meloidogynidae
Source: the annotation of a GenBank genome assembly